AUAUAAAGGUUUGUCCUAAUAUCCAUUUCAUUCCUAUACUUUCCUGCCCUUCCUGCCCUCUCUAUUCUCUUCUGUCUGACUGCUGCUGCGGCUGCGCAGUCAAUACCAUUUCUCUAAUCUUUCUGCACUCACUAUCACUUCGCACAAUGUCUCCUCCCAAUGCUCCAAAUCCAACCUCUGACCCACUCUCCACUGCCUCCCAUCUUACCCAUCGUGAGCUUCUCUGCCGUCGUCUUCGCAACACUAAACGUCUUAUCAAAAACUACAGACGUAUGUAUUGGGCUCUCAUCGAGCAAGUCAGGAUCAAGCAUAGGCAAUAUGUUACUGAGACCGGUCGUAGCCCUUUCGAGGAUGAACCUGAUGUUGUCGUUGACAAUUACACUAACAUAUGUGCUUUUCAUGGUUGUAUGUCCAAGCCUAUGCCUUGCACUUCAUUCUGCUUUCCGCAUAUCCUCUCCGAUCCCAGACAAGUGCUUUAUAAGCCUUGCACUUUUGUCAUCGCAAGGUCGGCGGAUGGACCUGUGACAUGCCAGAAACCUAUAAUGAGCUCCACGACUCCGUCAUACUGCACUGUCCACAUGAGAAAGGCGGAGAUGCAUCUCGCUAUGGCAUUGCAGAAGGCGGGGCUGAAUAUCUCCCCCAUGGGCAAAGUGGGGCCUAAUUUUCAUGAAUUGGUGCCUGAAUUUGUUCGUCAAAUUCAGGCAAAAAGAAGGGCAAUGAGGGUGAAGGAAUGUAGAACUGUUGUUAAGAAGGAGGAGGAUGCAGAGAAAUGUGAAACUGAGGUUAAGAAGGAGGAGGAUAAUGCUGAGGAAUGUAAAACUGAGGUUGAGAAGGAAGAUGACAUGGCUGAGGGGUGAAGAAGGGGAUACAAACAUAAAUAAUAAUCCCUGUUAUAAACCUGUUUCUAUUGGAGCAGUGUGAAUGACAGAAGACACCGAAUAAAUUUGUUUUAAUUUCAGAAAAUAAUAAAUCGAAACUUCUGAAUAAAAACCAGCCUGGUUCAUAAUACCGGCUCUCGUAUAUUGAUUUUGGUUUCGGUUUCUGGUAAUAUGAAGUGUGCAAUGCUGUUUCUUCUCAGUUUCUUCUCCUGGUCGGCGGGACGACAUUUGGAUGAUUAUUGUGCUUUAGAAAAGUGUAGUGGAGGAAUACUAUGAAGAAAUGAAAAGGAGCAACAGAUUGUGUUGGUUCUUGUUCCCAAGCAUUGUUGAGAUUGAGUUAUUUGAAUUGUAAUAUCCAUCCUUUUCAAUCUGCUUAAUCACAUUUAUUGAAUGGAAACUGAAGAUUAAUUUGCCCAA
Lathyrus oleraceus (garden pea) is the source of this 1295-nucleotide messenger RNA. RefSeq lists its product as uncharacterized. Lineage: Eukaryota; Viridiplantae; Streptophyta; Magnoliopsida; Fabales; Fabaceae. The transcript has 2 exons. The record is from RefSeq and is a predicted model, not a curated record. Gene Ontology annotation, cellular component: NSL complex. Bases 147 to 857 code for a protein of 236 amino acids.